Molecule: messenger RNA, 585 nt
Organism: Penaeus vannamei (Pacific white shrimp)
Lineage: Eukaryota; Metazoa; Arthropoda; Malacostraca; Decapoda; Penaeidae
Source: RefSeq, a predicted model, not a curated record
AUGGACAGUUCCAACUGGUACACCACGAGUCUGGAGAUGACUAUUUCUAUCUGGCAAUACUUGCAUAACAACUCCGCUGACGAGGCCAACAGGGAGCUCGAGGAGCUGUAUGGCGGCAUCGUCUCCAAGGAGGAGCUGGCCCGACUCGACUCGCAGCCGAAUCCUUUCAACUUCAGCGAGCGAGUGUCCCAAACGACCAGACUCAACAUUAAGAAUCUGGCUAUCCAGACGGAGCCGCCGCCCAGCACUGCAUUUUCAGUCAAUGUGAGCCUUGGAGAAAUAUUCGAUGCCUACAUCAAAGACUACGAGAAGAUAAUAGAAAAGGAAAAGGAGCGCGAGAGGGAAAAGGAAAAAGAAAGGGAGAGGGAAAGAGAAAGAGACAGAGAAAGAGGAGCACUCAAGGGAAAACAGUCCCCUCGUGUGGCACCCGAGCCUCUCCCUCCGCCUGUCCUCCGCACUCACAGCUAUGGGGAUGAGUCCCUGGACCUGCCUGGCAUCAGGAGGACUGUCAUGGUGUUAGAAAGAAUGGUCAACCAAAAUAUAUAUGAUGACAUAACACAAGGAAUUUGUGAAAGGUACACAUAA